ACAUCGAUGCUAUGAACAGGCAGAGAAAAGUUCUGAGAGAAAAACUGAGUGAUGAAAUCAAGAACCAUGUUAUGGCAGAGUCUGAGAAGACGGAAUCUAGCAUCAGUUCAUCAAGUGAGGAAAAUUCUCUCAGUAAGUCUGCGGAACAGUUUCGUAGAGUGAACGAAUACAACCGACUUCAGCUGCAAGCUGCCCAUGCCCAGGAACAAAUUCGCAGAAUGAGUGAAAACAGCCUUGUCCAAGUGCCUUUCCAGCAGCUCAACCAACUUGCUGCCUACCCCUACGCUAUUUGGUACUAUCCACAAAUCGUGCAGUAUGUUCCUUUCCCACCAUUUUCUUACAUCUCCAAUCCCACUGCUUCUGAGAAUUAG
Rhinopithecus roxellana (golden snub-nosed monkey) is the source of this 371-nucleotide messenger RNA. It is a transcript of the gene CSN1S1, whose product is annotated as casein alpha s1. The record is from RefSeq and is a predicted model, not a curated record. The coding region runs from base 12 to 371 and encodes 119 amino acids. Gene Ontology annotation, biological process: response to 11-deoxycorticosterone; response to estradiol; response to dehydroepiandrosterone. Lineage: Eukaryota; Metazoa; Chordata; Mammalia; Primates; Cercopithecidae. Gene Ontology annotation, cellular component: extracellular region. The transcript is spliced from 9 exons.